AUGGAUAACGUCCUCCCUGUGGACUCAGACCUCUUCCCAAAUAUCUCCACCAACACCUCGGAGCCCAACCAGUUUGUGCAGCCAGCCUGGCAAAUUGUCCUUUGGGCAGCUGCCUACACAGUCAUUGUGGUGACCUCCGUGGUGGGCAACGUGGUGGUGAUGUGGAUCGUCUUGGCUCACAAGAGAAUGAGGACAGUUACUAACUAUUUCCUGGUGAACCUGGCCUUCGCAGAGGCCUCCAUGGCUGCAUUCAAUACGGUGGUGAACUUCACUUAUGCUGUCCACAACGAGUGGUACUACGGCCUGUUCUACUGCAAAUUCCACAACUUCUUCCCCAUUGCUGCUGUCUUUGCCAGUAUCUACUCCAUGACAGCUGUGGCCUUUGAUAGGUACAUGGCCAUCAUCCACCCCCUCCAGCCCCGGCUGUCGGCCACAGCCACCAAGGUGGUCAUCUGUGUCAUCUGGGUCCUGGCUCUCCUCCUGGCCUUCCCCCAGGGCUACUACUCAACCACGGAGACCAUGCCCAACCGAGUGGUGUGCAUGAUCGAAUGGCCGGAGCAUCCCAACAAGAUUUAUGAGAAAGUGUACCACAUCUGUGUGACUGUGUUGAUCUACUUCCUCCCCCUGCUGGUGAUAGGUUAUGCGUACACUGCAGUGGGCAUCACACUGUGGGCCAGCGAGAUCCCUGGGGACUCCUCUGACCGUUACCACGAGCAAGUCUCUGCCAAGCGCAAGGUGGUAAAGAUGAUGAUUGUUGUUGUAUGCACCUUUGCCAUCUGCUGGCUGCCCUUCCACAUCUUCUUCCUCCUGCCUUACAUCAACCCUGAUCUUUACCUGGAGAAGUUUAUUCAGCAGGUUUACCUGGCCAUCAUGUGGCUGGCCAUGAGCUCUACAAUGUACAACCCCAUCAUCUACUGCUGCCUCAAUGACAGGUUUCGUCUGGGCUUCAAGCAUGCCUUUCGGUGCUGCCCUUUCAUCAGUGCUGGUGACUAUGAGGGGCUCGAAAUGAAAUCCACUAGGUACCUCCAGACGCAGGGCAGUGUGUAUAAAGUCAGCCGCCUGGAGACCACUGUCUCCACAGUGGUGGGGACCCAUGAGGAAGACCUGGAGGAAGGUCCUAAGGCCAUGCCCUCAUCCCUGGACAAGACCUCCAAUGACUCCUCUCGCAGCGACUCUAAGACCAUGAUGGAGAACUUCAGCUUCUACUCCAACAUGCUCUCCUAG
Messenger RNA from Eubalaena glacialis (North Atlantic right whale), 1224 nucleotides. RefSeq names its product tachykinin receptor 1 (gene TACR1). Lineage: Eukaryota; Metazoa; Chordata; Mammalia; Artiodactyla; Balaenidae. The record is from RefSeq and is a predicted model, not a curated record. Gene Ontology annotation, cellular component: sperm midpiece; plasma membrane. Gene Ontology annotation, biological process: G protein-coupled receptor signaling pathway; positive regulation of flagellated sperm motility. Gene Ontology annotation, molecular function: substance P receptor activity. Bases 1 to 1224 code for a protein of 407 amino acids. The transcript has 5 exons.